AUGCCUCCAAGGACCUCUGUGGACGAAAAUCUUGUUUUUCUGUACAAGUGUUUCCAACACUCAAGUGGGAAUGGAAAGGUACGAUACAUUGACCAGAUCGACGUGGCCGCAAAUCUUCCUGACAACGUCCAGAUUGAUUUCCCAGCCUUGACCAUUGCUACAGGCUUGAACGUUGGCGCUGCGCGAAAGCGAUUUUCGAGACUCAAGGACAAGAUCGAAAGCUCAACAGCCUUCGGAGCAUCUCUAGGUCCAGGCAACACUCAGGUCCUCAAUUCAAAGAACGUCAACAAAGGAAACGGGUUACAUAAGCGAAAAGCUGAAGCUAUGAGCGACACAAACGCACCCGAUCUAGUCAAGUCCGGGAGUAACGGUGAAGAGCCAGUUGCCGUUGUUUCUAAGCGCCAAAGUCGCGGUAGAAAGCUCGAUCUCUCGGUCUUCGAUGAUCCUGAAGACUCCCAACAUGAAUCGCUUGAGGACAGCGACAGAGAAUACCUGAUCAGCGCUGCGGUCAAGUCUGAAGUCGAUGACGAUGCGGAUUUCGAGUCUGAGGAAGGUGUGAAAUCCGCCGUCAAGAGGAUGAAGAAUGUAGUCAGAGACAAGGACACUCCCACACCAACCGAGAAGAUGUCCAAGCAUGCUAUGAAGAAGACUGUUCCACCAAAACCUGUCAUGGCACCAAAAUCAAAAGCGAAGUCUGGUCUGCUUCCUUGCGACGAACCCUUGUCUAGCAUUGAGUCUUCUCUACCACUUGUUCCCGUCUCAGGUGUUUCCUCAAACAACCAGAACAACGCUGAAGCCGCCAGUGACAUCGACCUCGGAUCUCUACAACCUGGGACUCUCAUCUCAUUUCCCGCAAAGAAUUUGCAGCAAGCAUCUGCCUCCAUGUCCAGCGCUCUACAAGAACGGGACACUGUGGUCUCGAGCCAAUCUAUUCUCACCUUAUCUGCAACCUCUGAAUCGACUGACCAAGAUGGAAUCCACCCUGAAGACAGCGUUUUCAUGGCCAGGUCGCACGGUGUUAUCGCCCCUCCUCCUGGUAAGCAUACCAUAUCUGCAUUGCAGAACUACAUUCGAGCUUUUCAAGGGUCUCUUGACACCGUGGACUCGCUCUUGACCCGGAUCGGGUUCAGCGGAACAUCAGCAUGA
Messenger RNA from Rhinocladiella mackenziei CBS 650.93, 1146 nucleotides. RefSeq lists its product as uncharacterized. Lineage: Eukaryota; Fungi; Ascomycota; Eurotiomycetes; Chaetothyriales; Herpotrichiellaceae. The coding region runs from base 1 to 1146 and encodes 381 amino acids. The transcript has 2 exons. The record is from RefSeq and is a predicted model, not a curated record.